This is a messenger RNA of Odocoileus virginianus texanus, 7401 nucleotides long. It is a transcript of the gene SOCS7, whose product is annotated as suppressor of cytokine signaling 7. Gene Ontology annotation, molecular function: 1-phosphatidylinositol-3-kinase regulator activity. Gene Ontology annotation, biological process: intracellular signal transduction; phosphatidylinositol phosphate biosynthetic process. Gene Ontology annotation, cellular component: phosphatidylinositol 3-kinase complex. The record is from RefSeq and is a predicted model, not a curated record. NCBI's taxonomy places the organism in Eukaryota, Metazoa, Chordata, Mammalia, Artiodactyla, Cervidae.
AUGGUGUUCCGCAACGUGGGUCGGCCGCCGGAGGAGGAGGACGCGGAGGCGGCCCAGGAGCCGGGACCCUCGGAACUGCUGUGUCCCCGGCACCGCUGUGCCCUGGACCCCAAGGCCCUGCCGCCGGGGUUGGCGCUAGAGCGGACCUGGGGCCCGGCGGCUGGACUGGAGGCGCAGUUGGCCGCUCUGGGGCUCGGGCAGCCGGCGGGGCCGGGGGUCAAGAUGGUCGGUGGGGGUUGCUGCCCGUGCCCGUGUCCCCCGCAGCCGCUCCCUCCGCAGCCCCAGCCGCCUGCUGCCGCCCCGCAGGCCGGGGAGGACCCCACGGAAACGAGCGACGCGCUGCUGGUCCUGGAGGGCUUGGAGUCGGAGGCAGAGAGCCUGGAGACUAACAGCUGCUCGGAAGAGGAGCUCAGCAGCCCGGGCCGCGGAGGAGGAGGAGGGGGCGGCCGGCUUCUACUGCAGCCCCCCGGUUCUGAAUUACCCCCGGUGCCCUUCCCGAUGCAGGACUUGGUCCCUCCCGGGCGCUUGAGUCGAGGGGAGCAGCUGCAGCAGCCUCCCCCGCCGCCGCCUCCUCCUGGGCCCCUCCGGCCACUCGCCGGCCUUUCUCGGAAGGGCUCCCUCAAAAUCCGCCUCAGUCGCCUCUUUCGCACGAAGAGCUGCAACGGUGGCUCUGGCGGUGGGGAUGGGGCCGGCAAGAGGCCUUCUGGAGAGCUGGCUGCUUCAGCUGCGAGCCUGACAGACAUGGGCGGCUCUGCGGGCCGGGAGCUGGACCCGGGGAGGAAACCCAGGUUGACAAGAACUCAAAGUGCCUUUUCUCCAGUCUCCUUCAGCCCGCUAUUCACAGGUGAAACAGUGUCACUGGUGGACGUGGACAUCUCCCAGCGGGGCCUGACCUCUCCACACCCUCCAACUCCCCCUCCUCCUCCAAGAAGAAGCCUCAGCCUCCUAGAUGAUAUCAGUGGGACGCUGCCUACAUCUGUCCUUGUGGCUCCGAUGGGGUCUUCCCUGCAGUCUUUCCCCCUACCUCCGCCUCCUCCACCCCAUGCCCCAGACGCGUUUCCCCGGAUUGCUCCCAUCCGAGCUGCUGAGUCCCUGCACAGCCAGCCCCCGCAGCACCUCCAGUGUCCCCUCUACCGGCCUGACUCGAGCAGCUUUGCGGCUAGCCUGCGAGAGCUGGAGAAGUGUGGUUGGUAUUGGGGGCCGAUGAACUGGGAAGAUGCAGAGAUGAAGCUGAAAGGCAAGCCUGAUGGUUCUUUCCUGGUACGAGACAGCUCCGAUCCUCGUUAUAUCCUGAGCCUCAGUUUCCGAUCACAGGGUAUCACUCACCACACCAGAAUGGAGCACUACAGAGGAACCUUCAGCCUGUGGUGUCAUCCCAAGUUUGAGGAUCGCUGUCAAUCAGUGGUGGAGUUCAUUAAGAGGGCCAUCAUGCACUCCAAGAAUGGGAAGUUUCUCUAUUUCUUGAGAUCCAGGGUUCCAGGACUGCCACCAACUCCAGUCCAGUUGCUCUAUCCAGUGUCCCGAUUCAGCAAUGUCAAAUCCCUCCAGCACCUUUGCCGAUUCCGAAUCCGACAGCUCGUCCGGAUUGAUCACAUCCCGGAUCUCCCACUGCCUAAGCCUCUGAUCUCUUAUAUCCGAAAGUUCUACUACUAUGAUCCUCAGGAAGAGGUAUACCUGUCUCUAAAGGAAGCGCAGCUCAUUUCCAAACAGAAGCAAGAGGUGUUGGAACCCUCCACGUAGCGAGGGGCCCCCUGCUGGUCACCACCAAGGGCAUUUGGUUGCCAAGCUCCAGUUUCAAAGAACCAAAUGAAGCUACCAUGAAAAGGAGAGUGAGGAAAACAGGAGGGAGUAGGAAGGAUUGGGAUCCUCUGUGCAAGAGACUGGUUCACCUCACCACCCUGGGGCUUGGAUGAAGCACAGCAGCGGACUCUGAGCAGGGCGCCACCAUGUCACAUCCAGCCCUGUGUUCCUGGAGCUGGAUGAACUGCCCGGAAAACAGGAAGAAGUCUCAACACUGUUCCUUUUUCAGAAGUUUUGUUUUGUAUAUUUGCAUAUCUCGGUAUAGACUCACCCUAAAGGCACCUGGGGUUUGUGCCCAUUGGAUUGGAAGUGGUGCCGAGGGUGAGCAGGUCUGGGGAAGGGAAGAAGAGGAGAUCGGGUUGCCAGUGAUGGUCAUUCAGCUGGUGCCAAAGGCAGAAUUCCAGUCUUCACAUUGACCUUGAAGAGGGGAAAGAAGGAGACAGGGUGCAGAUCAAGUUGGGAGUUGCUGAUUGAGGAGAACCUGCUUCUCUGUAAGCAUGGGUAGCUUUAGCAGGAAAGAAAGGAGGGUGGAUAGUCUCAAAUAGAAGAUGCUGGACAAAACCUGGCACAUGGCCCUACUGGGGAAGUAGUGACUCCUCAUAUACCUUCCUUCUGAGGUUUAGGAACCUAAUUUCAGAAUCACCUCUCAUAGAAGCUGUAUUCGUUCUGUUUUACUGAAUUCUGUGACUUCACGUUAGCCCUGUUCUCCCCUCAACCCCUUCCCUCGUGAUAACUUCAUUUCACUCUGGUCGUGGUAACAUCAUUCCUACUGCUUCUCCCAGCUGUCAGGCAGUAGUCUUUUCAUCACCUGAGCAGUUCAAAGCUGCAGUCCCGGGCUGCUGCCGUUAAUGGAGCGUGCUUCCAGAUUCUUAAUGGCAAACGGUACCCAUGACUGAGGAGUCAGUGUUCCUCACCUCCAUAUGUCUGUCAGCUAGUAAGAGGGAAUGUGGAGGAAGGUGAGAAAGGAAACUACUGUGCUCUUCCUAGAGAAAGCUCCCUCAUGGCUCAGCUUUAAUGGGAUGUUUGAGAUCAGUGAGGAGGGAGGAGAGCAUUACAGCUCAUCUUCUUAGGUUGGUCUGAAACAGGAGGUAGCAAAGGCUUCUUUAUUUUCCUGAGUUCUUUCUAGCAACUCAGACAUCUUCCUGAGUAAUAUCUUGUUUGCUCUCCUUUCAUUGGGAAGUCUGUCAGAUGCUGAUUUGAGAGUUGCCUCUUUUCCAGAUGGAAGUAGAGGAAGAGGGAGAAAAAUUCCAGUGCUUUUCUGAACUGGGUCAUUGUCAAAUCACAUAGCAUUAUGAGUUUGCUUUUAUGUAGAGUUACUCUGGGAAGAGGUUUGUUAUUAAGAUGUGAAAAUUGAGCUGUUUGAUCUUUAUUACUCUUGCAGUAAGUGUUCCAGUAGACUGCCUCUUUUGGUUCCCCUGUGUUUAUAUCUGCCUCAUCUAGUGAGAUAAAUAAUGUCAGGUUUGUGGUUUCCUGAUGGUUUAGGGUGAGGCCCCAGUGUUCUGGUAAUUUAUAGGACUGCCUCACUCGGAAACAUUGACCUUCUGCCUUAUGUCCUGCGUGGAAUGACCGUUCCUCCUCCUUUUAGCUGAAUAGGGUAGAAACUUGCAUUGUUACCUGGCUGUCAAGAGGUAACCCACAAACUGAGCUUUGUAGCAUAAACACAGCACACCUCUGCUUUGUUGUGUGGUGCCUCUUCUCUCUGGCUGUCGUGGUAGUAUUACCAACCAGUUAAGAUAGUGAUCCCAGGAAUUGGCUUAACCAGUGGGUCUUACCUCUUGAAGGUGAAAAUUAACUUGCCAUCUUGCAGAAAGUGCCACCCACCAAAAGCCUACUGACUGGAAUCUACUGAGAUCCUCAAGUGGCUGUUUUGCAGCUACCUGAAAUCUUUUCUUUAAAAAUUACGUUUUAGGGUGCACUUGCCUGGCCCUAGGCUAGCUACUGUGGAAAACACAAGAGGUGGAAGACAUUAUCUGGCCUAAGGAAACUUUUAGGUGAUGGCCACAUUUGGAGAAUGACUCAGCGUGGCAGAGCAGAAUCAAGGGCUGGCUCUUAAGUUCAGAGUGGGUAAGAUCAUGGUAGACCAGAUGGUCUAGGAAAGCUCUGGGGCUGUGAGACUUUGUUUUUUAGGUGAGGGGAGGACACUGAGAAAUGCAGGAACAAGAGCACAGAUGCAGAUAUCUGCACAGUGUGUACUGAACAGUGCACAGCCCCAAGUUAGAACAGCGGCAUCAAAGAAUCCUUUUUCUGUGCUGUGGUGUAGACCAAAAUUUCCUGGUCAUCAGGUAGAUGUGAAUGCUGAGGGGUUAUGGUGGCAAGGUGGAGCCCAGAGCCAGAAGUCAGCCAGGGGCCCCUGCCCCUGCCCGCGGCUGGGGCUUCACUGCUCUCAGCACAGCCAGAGGGAAGGAGGCACAGCCCUGGACCCCUUGUGGUACCAGCGGUUUCCACUGGAGAAUCUAUACUCUCAGGUACAAGUCCAAACCAGCUGAGGAGGCGUGACUCACCCUCAACCAUCAUCCUUUCUCCUCCCAGGAAGGGUAGUGUUGACUGUGUCUAUGAUCUGUCUGUGCGUGGGUCACAGCCCAGGCUAUACCCUACUUCUUCCUCAGUAGAGUGGCUACAGAACAGAAUUGUGCCAGAGGAGACAGGUUCCAUCCAGAGGUGAGGAGGAAGGCACCAGCCCGGUCAGUCAACAGAGGGAGUGGGAGCAGCUGGCUGUCGUCAGCACCUCCCCUUCACCCGCCGGCAGUACCCCCGUCCCGCUACCAGUUCUGUGUAGUGCUAAUUGAAAAGCAGUCUUCAGAAGGAACUCAUUCCUUUUUGGUGGUGGUUGUAUUUUCAAGUCACAGACUGGAAAAGGUUCUCACUUUUAGGGACCCGUCAUUGGUUGUGGCUAGGUGAUGUCAGUACCUCGGAUCUGCCUGUUUAACCUUCUCUUGUUUAUGACUGAUCUACUGUAACCUUCCUCAGGACAGGUGUGAACCACUGUGAGCUAGUGACAGUUACUGCUACAACUUGCUAUUACUUGAAACUCAUGUGCUGUGGUCACACAGGAGUGAGGAGGUAUGGGGUCUUUGGUGCGGGACUAGAUAAAUAGGUGACGACUAGGUCAUAGGGACAGUUGGCGAUGACCUUGGCCUGGUUGCCUGCCUGUGCCUAGAUACAGUGAGUGUGACACCCUGGAAAGCCAGCCCUGGGUGGCAGCUCCCAGCCUCAUGAGGGCAGAGUCGUGGUGGGGAGCCCGUCACCAUAGUUUCUUCUGCUUUCAUGCUUGUCCCUGGGGCUGAUUCCACAAGCCCCUUAUUAAGGUUGGGAGUGACGUGGGGAUGGCCACAGAACCCCUACGCUUCCAGCAAGAACUGGCGAGAGACAGGGUGGUUAGUGUUCCCAGAUCCAGGGAUGAGAGACUACGGCAAUGCUGGGUGCCAGCCUUGAAGCCCUCACCCCAGGACCCAGAAGAACAUGGCCUGCUUGAAACCCUUGACCCUGGUAGGAAAUGGCGAUUGGAGGAACUUGCCCCCUUGGUUAGAUUCCCCACUGCCCUACCGCCUCUCCCUAGGGGUUGAGCCCUGAAGUUAGAGGCCUCAGCACUGGGACGUACAGCUCCAUGGCUGCUGGGAGGAGGUCUGAAAGUCUGUGUGCAUGUGUGUGUGUGUCUUUAUUUGCAGAAGUCUUGCCACUAAUGGUGUGGAGAGCAUCUCCACUGAGGGGAGACCUGCUGUUUGUUGUCCACUUCUAAGAGAAUGACAUGCCCCUGUCCCUAAGGAAGGAGCUUUUGAGUUAGACAUUUUCCCUAUGGGAAUCCUCUUGGUUUGGUUCAUGGGAAAGGGGGAAGUGGAGAAGUGAUUUUUAGCUCUUAAUUGUCCACACAGCUGUUCUUACACGGAAUUUGUGCUAUUGCAUACAUGGAGCCAUCUUUCUUUUCACUGCAGCAGUGUUUAUCAGUAGUUCAAAAUGAUUUAUUUGCUCCUGGGGAGUAAAACCUUUUUUAUUAAAAAAGAAAAAGAAAAAAAAAAGUGUGUCCCCCCUCCCCCCGUGAUAGCUAUAGGAUUAUUGGGCCACACAGCUCAAGAAGGCAAAGUCAAGUCUGCCAGUCCCUGUGAUCUAUCCUGUUUUGACAUUGAAGUCUUCAUGCUCAGCACAAAAUGGCAGGAGGCCUUGAGAGGAUAAGAGUGAAGCCUUGGGAGGUGUGAGGUGAGAGUUGGAGCAUAGAGACAGAGGCACUGGGGACUUAGAUGCUGCAGUUAGAAAAAUAGAGUAAGGAACUGUAUUUAAAUGAUCGAUUCUCUAAUCUGCCAGGGAAAGACCUUUUUUUACAUGCAGAUUCCAUAUUGUCUUUGUCCUUUUCAUGCUUCUUGACCUUCCUGGUAGGUGCCCCUGAAUUCUUCCUGUUUCCCAUCUCUGCCCCUUCUCCCAUUCCUUCCCACUCGGGUCCCCCUCCCAGGAAGCCAGUCCUACAUGCUGAGUCUGUGACAUGCCUCCACGCCCAUUUCAUCUUCUCAGGAGGGUACCUGGCAUUGCUUCCUCCCCCCUCCUACCCCCUCUUUCAAAAUGCUGAGAGGGGCAGGCAAACAGCAGCCAGUCAGGGCAGUGGAAGACCUGAAUGUCUGCUCGCAGCUGGACUGCGAUCCUAGUUGCUCCUGGAGAUGGAGUGUAAUUGAAGUUAGGACACUUCUGAUCAGAACCCAGGAGAUCACAAACCACACAGCCCCGCACCGAGCUGCAUCCUAAGCCCCCUACUCAGCUCAGGUGGAGCGGGAAGGCUGGUCUGACCACUCCAUCCCUGGUGCUCCCUUGAACAGGGCCCUGCCCCUCACUGUCAGGCCCAGACCCUUCUCCAAGGGACAAGUGUAAUCCAGGCACCGCUCUGGGGGCAGGCCCGUUGGAAUGCCCGAACUGGUGCUGCUUGUGGCACAGCCACUGCUGUACAUUUUCUGGUUGUUUAUAAGGAACUCAACGAAGAGGGGUGUCAGUCUGGGCUCGGGGUGGUUGCCAGUUCUUCACCAGAGGGGAGCCACAUCCCCCUGCAACCACUUCGUCCUCUCCUGCCACCCCACCCUCCUCCAAGCCAAAGCGUGGCCUGGCUUUUGUCUUCCCACUUAGUUUUUCUCCUUUCCUCAACCUUUUUGUGCUUAAUUUAUUAAAAUAUUUGCUGUAUAAUUUAUUUUCAUAAACUAUAAAAAAUUACUAAAUGGUUAAAAUAGACUUGCAGGCCAAUCUUAAAUGGGGUGGGAGGGUCUGAGGGUGGGGUGGGGAAAGGGAAAGAUGUUUUGAUAUAAACAAAGCAAAUGCACUUUGGAUGUGUUUUGGUAUUUUUCUGGGGAUAGAUGGGGGGUGUUGGGAUGUCCCUGUAGAUUAGUUCCAGAAUGGGGUGUCUGUAUAUACUGUAUUAAUAGGCAUGUUUGACUCUUGUAAAGGGACAUUAGUAGCUGCUGCAGGUCCUGUUUGGAAAACCCAUGUAUAAUUCCCGGUUUUUUGUAAAGUGUCAGUGCGGGAGACAUUUGACUCUUGUGUUUGUAUCUCCUUUUUAUGAUUGCUGUACUGACCCAUGUCUUUUUGCGGAAGGGGUGAAAAGAGAUUUGAAAUAAAAAUGUUUAGAAAUUA